Amblyraja radiata (thorny skate) is the source of this 690-nucleotide messenger RNA. RefSeq names its product phospholipase A2-like. The transcript has 4 exons. The coding region runs from base 110 to 553 and encodes 147 amino acids. Lineage: Eukaryota; Metazoa; Chordata; Chondrichthyes; Rajiformes; Rajidae. Gene Ontology annotation, biological process: lipid catabolic process; arachidonate secretion; phospholipid metabolic process. Gene Ontology annotation, molecular function: phospholipid binding; calcium ion binding. The record is from RefSeq and is a predicted model, not a curated record.
AUGUCCCUGGAGGGUUGAAGAGGCUGGCAUUAAUUCAAAAAUACUUGAGAAAACCAGAGGUCCGGCAGCUCCUUAUCCUCAGUGUGAACCUAGAGCUGCCUGUGUUCACAUGGAUUCCCCACUCUUCUGGCUGCUUGUAGCACUAUCAGUGCCUACGACACAUGGCCAUAUGAACCUACAAAGCGGCUUGCAGCUGGGUGCUAUGAUUAAAUGUAGCACAGGGCGUAUGCUCUCCUACAUAGGGUACGGUUGUUAUUGUGGACUCGGAGGGAAAGGCUGGCCACGGGACCGCACAGAUUGGUGCUGCUUUAAUCAUGACUGCUGUUAUAGGAGAGCGGAGUCUGUUGGUUGUCGUCCCAAGUCUCAUACCUACAACUGGUAUUGCAACAAAGCCAAUAAAAUACCAAGAUGUAAGGCAUACAAUACCAGAUGUCAAGAGAAGAAUUGUGAAUGUGAUGUGGAGUUAUCAAAAUGCUUAAAGAGGGCGAAUUACCAGAACAGAUAUGCGUUAUGGUCCAAUUUCCUUUGUGGCAAUUCAAAGCCAAGGUGUUAAGGCCUUGGGAGAGAAAAAUCGAUGCCUAUUGUGAAUUGUUAAUUAUGCCUGAGCAUGAAACUAGCUUUGAUUUAACUCAGUAUAAGGAGUCAGCAACAAAGGCUUUUCACUGUACCUCGGUACACAUGACAAUAAAC